Cydia splendana is the source of this 14487-nucleotide messenger RNA. It is a transcript of the gene Itpr, whose product is annotated as inositol 1,4,5-trisphosphate receptor. Bases 169 to 8313 code for a protein of 2714 amino acids. The record is from RefSeq and is a predicted model, not a curated record. NCBI's taxonomy places the organism in Eukaryota, Metazoa, Arthropoda, Insecta, Lepidoptera, Tortricidae. Gene Ontology annotation, molecular function: inositol 1,4,5-trisphosphate-gated calcium channel activity; inositol 1,4,5 trisphosphate binding. Gene Ontology annotation, cellular component: endoplasmic reticulum; membrane. The transcript has 62 exons. Gene Ontology annotation, biological process: calcium ion transmembrane transport.
CGACUGUCGUAUUUCGGAAAUUAAAGUUUGCAUGUUUUUUCCUCGAUUUAUCGCUUUAAAUCCUUUGUUUAUCACAAACUGUCGUUCUAGUGAUUAUGUGUUAUCAUCUAGUGUGUGCCAGAGGUGUAUGAUAAGGGUGUCGUUGCAUGGUGGGGGCAAGGCGGCGAGAUGGGGGACAGCUUCCUGCACCAGGGGGACAUCGUGUCCCUCUACGCGGAGGGGACAGUCUCAGGCUUCCUCAGUACUUUAGGGUUGGUAGAUGACAGGUGCGUCGUCUGCCCGGAGGCGGGCGACCUCACUGAUCCACCCAAAAAGUUCCGGGAUUGCCUCUUCAAAAUAUGUCCCAUGAACCGGUACUCGGCGCAGAAGCAGUUCUGGAACACGGCGAAGCAGUCGGCCAACAACAAUACAGACACGGGCCUGCUCAAGAGAUUACACCACGCAGCAGAGAUAGAGAAGAAGCAAAAUGAGUUGGAGAACAAGAAGUUGCUGGGCACCGUCGUACAGUACGGCAGCGUGGUGCAACUACUUCACGUCAAGUCCAACAAGUACCUCACCGUAAACAAAAGACUGCCUGCGCUGCUCGAGAAAAACGCGAUGCGUGUCCAUCUAGACGCGAACGGAAACGAAGGCUCAUGGUUCUACGUGAUGCCUUUCUACAAGUUACGAUCUACGGGUGACAACGUGGUGGUAGGCGACAAAGUGAUAAUGAACCCCGUGAGCGCGGGGCAGCAAGUCCUACACGUGUCUUCCAACCACGAGCUACCUGACAACGCGGGCUGUAUGGAGGUCAACGUAGUAAACUCCUCAACCUCCUGGAAAGUGACCCUAUUCCUCGAACACAAAGAGAACCAAGAAGAGAUCCUCAAAGGCGGCGACGUGGUCCGUCUCUUCCACGCGGAACAGGAGAAGUUCCUCACCAUGGACGAGUACCAGAAGAGGCAGCAUGUGUUCCUGAGGACCACGGGGAGGUCUAGCGCCACAGCGGCCACUAGCAGCAAGGCGUUGUGGGAGAUAGAGGUGGUCCAACACGACCCGUGCCGCGGCGGCGCGGGACACUGGAACUCAAUAUUCCGGUUUAAACACCUCGCCACCGGACACUACUUAGCUGCCGAAGCGUGCGUUAGACCACCAGACGCACCACUAGAUACAGGGGAGCCCGCCUACCAACUAGUCUCCGUAGCACACUCCUCAGAAAUAGCCACACUUUUCGAAUUGGACCCAACCACUAUGACUCACUCCGACGCACCUGUACCGCAGAGUAGCUACGUCAGAUUACAACAUCUAUGCACGCAUACGUGGGUGCAUUCCACGUCGAUACCUAUUGAUAAAGAUGAAGAAAAACCUGUUAUGUCUAAGGUGGGGUGUUCAGUGGUGAAAGAAGACAAAGAAGCGUUUGCACUGAUAUCUGUCUCACCGAGCGAAGUUCGAGACCUUGACUUCGCGAAUGACGCCUGCAAAGUGCUUUCUGCGCUGUCUGGCAAGCUGCAGAACGGAAAUAUAGAACACAACGAGAGGAAAGCCCUGACCUGCCUCCUCCAAGACAUAGUUUACUUCAUAGCCGGCUUUGAAAAUGAACCAAACAAGUCCGAAGCCCUGGAGCUGAUAGUUGAGAACCCGAACAGAGACCGCCAGAAGUUACUGCGAGAACAAUAUAUCCUGAGACAACUGUUCAGGAUACUGCAGGGUCCAUUUCAAGAGUCACCGGAGGGCGAAGCGUUCCUCAAGAUCGAGGAGCUCUGUGACGCUCGCUACGCUGCAUACAAAUACAUCUUCAGGCUCUGCUACCGGAUACUGCGUCUCAGUCAACAGGACUAUCGGAAGAACCAGGAAUACAUAGCGAAGCAUUUCGGGUUCAUGCAGAAGCAGAUAGGCUACGACAUAUUAGCCGAAGAUACCAUCACUGCAUUACUACAUAACAACCGGAAAUUACUUGAAAAGCACAUUACGGCUUCGGAAAUCGAGACCUUUGUAGGCCUCGUCCGCAAGAACAUGAAGACGUGGCAGUCCCGAUUCCUGGACUAUCUAAGCGACCUGUGCAUCUCCAACAAGAAGGCUAUCGCCGUCACACAAGAACUUAUCUGCAAGAGCGUACUCUGUGCCAACAACUCCGACAUACUCAUCGAGACGAGGGUCGUCUCGACAAAAUACGAAAAAAGCAGCGGCUCCCCAAAGACUGACGAGGAAAUCAAACAGUACACUGUCGAAGACGAAGUCAUAUUGUUGUGGAACAACAAGAAGGAUUCCCGUUUACUAACGGAGCUAGCGGCCGAAGCCCGCGAGGAGCCCGCAGGCACGUCGGCCGCCAUCUUGGACUACUAUCGCCACCAGCUCGACCUGUUCUCCAACAUGUGUCUCAACAGGCAGUACCUGGCCCUCAACACGCUGUCGCCGCAGUUGAAUAUACAGCUGAUACUCAAAUGCAUGUCAAACAACUUGCUGUCCCACGAACUACGAGCCUCUUUCUGCCGUCUAAUGUUACAUCUACACGUCGACCGCGACCCUCAAGAGCCGGUGACGCCUGUCAAAUACGCUCGCUUGUGGACUGAGGUGCCGGACCAUAUACAUAUCAAAGAUUAUCAAUGCGUGAAAGGCGGCCCCGACGCCAACCGCGAGAAAGUUAAACAACAAUUCGCUUCCACCAUCGGCUUCGUGGAGAACUACCUGUGUAACGUCGUCACAAGAACGUGGUACUUCAGUGACCAUGAUCAGAACAAACUGACCUUUGAAGUAGUGAAACUGGCCCGGGAGCUGAUCUACUUCGGUUUCUACAGCUUUAGCAAUCUCCUGCGGUUAACGAAGACGCUGCUCAGCAUUCUGGACAGCGUGACCUCUGCCAUGGACCUCUUGAAUGAGACCAACGCCUUAUCCGGAGAAGUCGAAUCUGAAGGUGGAGUUCUUCGCAGCAUCGGCGAUAUGGGCGCCGUUAUGACGUCAAUAACGCUGGGAUCUGUCACUAGAAAUGCGAGUGGCGGCGGCGCGGGGCUGGGGACGGCGGGGGGCGCGGCGCCGCGCAGCGCCAGCGCGGCGCUGGCCCGCGAGCACCCGCUCGUCAUGGACACCAAGCUCAAGAUCAUCGAGAUCCUGCAGUUCAUCCUAGAUGUCCGACUGGACUACCGUAUCAGCUGUCUCCUCUCCAUCUUCAAGAAAGAGUUCGAGCAAGCCGGCGAGCGGGCAGACGUGGAGGCCAUAGGGCUACAGGCUGAAGGCAUAUUCAGUUGCAGAGCAAUUCAGACUGUACCCGACGGGUGUCUCCCCAAAAAUGUAGACUUGGACGGUCUCGACCUGGACGAGUGCGGAGGGCGCAUGGUGUUACGCGUGCUGCUGCAGUUGUGCUCUCAAGGAGCCUCGGCGGCCCUGGUCUCUGGCGCCCUCGCGUUGCUGUUCAGGCACUUUAGCCAGCGCCAAGAGGUGUUGGCGGCCUUUAAACAGGUCCAACUCCUAGUGUCGGACGCGGACGUGGAGUCGUACAAGCAGAUCAAAGCAGACCUGGACAUCUUGCGCCAGAGCGUGGAGAAGUCCGAAUUGUGGGUCUUUAAUAAAGGCCGCGCCGGCACGUUGGACGAACACGUCUCUCUCUCUGGCACAGUGGGUCCCGGCGGAGCGAUUCUAGAGCGCAACGCUUCCAUGGACAACGUUCUGGACACGUCGCGGACCGCCAAGCACGACAACAACGAGUACAAGAAGAUCAAACACAUACUACAACGCAUGAUCAAAUACUGCACUCACGGCAACAGCGGCGCCGCCACCAGCGGCAAGCCGCGGCGACACGAGCAAAGACUCCUGCGAAAUAUAGGCGUGCACAACAUUGUGCUGGAUCUACUGCAAGUCCCACACGAUGAAGAUGACGCAGCCAUGGAUGAACUGCUCGCGUUGGCGCACGAGUUCCUCCAGCACUUCUGCCACGGCAACCAGCAGAACCAGGCCAUUCUGCACAAGCAUUUGGAUCUAUUCUUGAACGCUGGGAUCCGAGAAGCCCAGACGGUGUGCGCGAUCUUCAAAGACAACGCAACACUAUGCAGCCAUGAGGGCAAUGAGAAAGUCGUCGCACACUUCGUCCACUGCAUCGAGUCCAGAGGCCGACGACCGGCCUAUCUACACUUCCUGAGGACCAUAGUACAUGCUGAUACCCAGUAUAUAAGGAGGAGCCAGGAUUUGGUCAUGCAAGAGAUGGUGAACGCCGGCGAAGACGUGCUGAUAUUCUACAACGACCGGGUGUCGUUCAACAACUUCAUACAGAUGAUGCGCCAGUACAAGCAGACCAACGAGAUGCCAGAAGCCUUGAGAUACCACAUCCAGUUGGUGAAGCUUCUGACAUGUUGCACGAUGGGCAAGAACGUGUACACCGAGAUAAAAUGUCACAGCCUGUUGCCGCUCGACGACAUCGUCUCCAUGAUCACGCACCCGGACUGUAUACCAGAGGUCAAAGAAGCGUAUGUAGGCUUCCUAAACCACUGCUACAUCGACACCGAAGUGGAGAUGAAGGAGAUAUACUCCAGCAACUACAUGUGGGACUUGUUCGAGCGCUCGUUCCUACAAGACAUGCAGGCGAUCCUACAAGGAGACGCGCAUUUGCAAGUCGCUGUCCCAGGCACGUCCGAGGAGCCGGCAGCUACCACAUGCGGAGCACAGAAGGCCUGGGUGAACUACGUGACCGACGUGCUAGUUCAGACAAUAUGCACGUUCUUCAACUCGCCCUUCAGCGACCAGAGCACCACUGUGCAGACGCGGCAGUCUAUCUUCGUGAAGCUGCUACAGACGACGUUCCGCAUCUACCAGUGCCCCUGGCUGACUCCCCCUCAAAAGCUUAAUGUGGAGAAGUGCAUCCGGACCCUUAGCGAAGUCGCAAAAUCCCGUAGUAUAGCGAUACCUCUAGAGCUGGAAGGCAAGAUCCAGGCGGUGUUCGAGAAAGUGGCGCAGUUCUCCCGACAGACCAGCAAGUGGCUGCUCGCCUCCAAGACCUCCAAACUGGAGAAAAUGGCUUCUCAGUCGAAUCUACAAAACGACAGAUCAGUAAUGGAGGGUCUACAAGAGAUAGUGGCACUGCUAGAAGAACAACUGCGACCACUGUUACAAGCAGAACUGUCGUUGCUGGUCGACAUCUUGUACAAACCGCAUCUGCUGUUCACGAGUCCGGGCGAGGCCGCUGCGGAAAACACGAGAGGCAUCUUUAUAUCCAGACUAAUCCGUCACACGGAGAAGCUUCUAGAAGAGAAGGAAGAGAAGCUGUGCGUGAAGGUGCUGCGCACGUUACGGGAGAUGAUGGCUGUGGAUCCGGAAUACGGGGAAAAGGGCAACCAACUCCGCAACAAGCUGCUCUCGCAAUACUUCGUGAACCGCAAGUCGGAGCCCAAGAUCCAGCCUCCGCUCAGCUCCAUCGCCGUCACGCACGGUCCCGGUGCGAAAGUUUUAAUGCGGACCGGGCAGACCCUGGCGCAAGUGCAGGUCCACCUGAACCACGAGGGGGCCUCGGACCUGGUGGUGGACCUCGUCAUCAAGAGCACCAACCGACCGGCCAUCUUCCUUGAGGCGAUACAGUUGGGUAUCGCGUUACUGGAAGGAGGCAACCCCACAAUCCAAUCGAGUAUAUUCACCAAACUGCAGAAUGGAGAAAUUUCACAAUCUUUCUUGAAGGUGUUUUACGACAAGAUGCGCGAAGCACAGCAGGAGAUCAAAUCCCUCGCGGCGAGCACGUCCUCCGCGGCCACCGGCGACAAGCAGCGGCAACACGCCGACAAACACAAGCAGCCUAUCACUGACGGCAAAACCCCGACCGGGCCGCUGGUAGUGGGCGAGGAGAUGGAUGACGAGGUGACCAACGCGUGUGGUACCGCUGUCCACGCUUACUCCGACAUACACACCAUGUCACACGGCACAACUGUCCUAGAAGAAAUAAUGGCGGAGAAGAAGCGAGAAGCCGGCAGCUCUGACGUGCUCCCAGCUAAAGUAUCCGUCAUGAAGCCCAUCCUGCGAUUCCUGCAGCUGCUCUGCGAGAACCACAACCCGGACCUACAGAACCUCCUCCGCAAUCAGAACAACAAAUCCAACUACAACCUGGUCUCCGAGACCCUCAUGUUCCUGGACUGCAUCUGUGGUUCCACCACCGGAGGCCUGGGGCUGCUGGGGCUGUACAUCAACGAGGGCAACGUGGCGCUCAUCAACCAGACCCUGGAGACCCUCACGGAGUACUGUCAAGGCCCCUGCCACGAGAACCAAAACUGCAUAGCGACGCACGAGAGCAACGGUCUCGACAUCAUCACCGCUCUCAUUCUGAACGACAUCAACCCCCUCGGCAAGACAAGGAUGGAGCUAGUGCUGGAACUGAAGAACAACGCUUCUAAACUUCUCCUCGCCAUUAUGGAAAGCAGAAAUGAUUCUGAGAAUAAUGCCGAGAGGAUACUUUAUAAUAUGAACCCACGCCAGCUGGUAGAUGUGGCGUGCUCUGCCUUCCAUCAGGAGCACGCGCCGGACGCCGACUCCGACUCGGAGGACGACGCGCCCGUGCAAGGCGUGUCUCCUAAGGAAGUGGGCCACAACAUCUACAUCCUGUGCCACCAGCUGGCCGGCCACAACAAGGAGCUGGCCGCGCUGGUGCGCGCCACGCCCGCGGCCGCGCACCAGCACCAGCUCGCGCUGCAGUACUACCGUACUCACACGGCGCAGAUAGAGAUAGUCCGAACGGACCGCAGCAUGGAACAGAUAGUAUUCCCCAUCCCGGAGAUCUGCGAGUAUCUGCCCGCCGACAGUAAGCACCGCGUGCUGCAGACCGCCGAGCGAGACGACCAGGGCAGCAAGGUUGCUGACUUCUUUUCCCGUCUCGACAACCUCUUCCAUGAGAUGAAAUGGCAAAAGAAGUUGAGAGGUCAACCAUUUCUGUUCUGGGUGUCGUCCUACAUGUCCUUAUGGAGCACCAUUUUAUUCAACUUCGCUGUUCUAAUCAACGUCAUCGUUGCUUUUUUCUAUCCAUUUCAAGAAGAAACCCCCAAACUGGGCCAGCACCUAUCGCUGGUGGUGUGGUGCGUGUCCGCCAGCGCAGCGGCGCUGGUGACGUGGCUGCCGCGCUCGUCCGGCGUGCGCGCGCUGCUGGCCAGCGGCAUCGUGCGGCUCAUCUUCAGCGCCGGGCCCGAGCCCACCCUUUGGACCCUGGGCAUGCUCACGAUAGUGGUGAAGGGCGUCCACCUCGUCUCCAUCAUGGGCAACCAGGGCACACUGUCCAAGGCUCCCCGCCGGGUCCUCCGGGACCCUGCGCUCCUCUACCACGGCGCGUACCUUGGCUUCUGCUUCCUGGGCAUCUGCUGCCACCCAUUCUUCUUCUCGGUGCUGCUUCUAGACAUUGUGUACCGCGAAGAGACCCUACUGAACGUGAUGCGAUCAGUGACACGCAACGGGCGCUCCAUCCUCCUGACGGCCGUCCUGGCGCUGGUGCUGGUCUACAUGUUCUCCAUCGUCGGCUACAUGUUCUUCCGCGACCACUUCCUGCUCAACGUCGACCGGCUGGACGACGACGACGACCCCCGCUACGACAUGGACAAGUGCUCCGACGACGCCGCCAACAAGUACCUGCACGACGGCACUCCGCAGUGCUCCCGCGGACGGUUCGUGUCCGUCGGCGGCGACAUACGCGAGCGCUCCUGCGACUCGCUCAUCAUGUGCAUAGUGAGCACGCUCAACCAGGGGUUGCGUAAUGGCGGCGGCAUCGGCGAUGUGCUCCGAGCGCCUGCUAGCUGGGAGCCCCUGUUCGUGGCGCGGGUGGUGUACGACCUGCUGUUCUUCUUCGUGGUGAUCAUCAUCGUGCUGAACCUCAUCUUCGGCGUGAUCAUCGACACCUUCGCCGACCUGCGUAGCGAGAAACAGCAGAAGGAGCUCAUACUCAAGAACCAUUGUUUUAUUUGCGGACUGAACAGAUCAGCAUUCGACAACAAAACUGUCUCGUUCGAGGAACACAUAAAAAGCGAACACAACAUGUGGCACUACCUCUACUUCAUGGUGCUCGUGCGGGUCAAGGACCCCACCGAGUACACCGGCCCCGAGAGCUACGUGCACUCCAUGAUCAAGUCGAACAACCUGGAGUGGUUCCCUCGGCUGCGCGCGCUGUCGCUGAUGGGCGGCGGCGAGGGGGAGGGCGGCGAGCUGGAGCUGCGCAACCUGCAGGCGCAGCUCGAGCGUGCGCAGGCGGCCGUGCGGGCUCUAACGGAACUGCUCACGGAGCUGCGCGACCAGAUGACAGAGCAACGGAAGCAGAAGCAGCGCAUAGGGCUGCUGAACUCCACGUCCGCGUACCUCCAGACCCUGCAGAUGAAUCUCCCGCCGUGAGAAUAGCGACUGGCACCGACAGUUCCGCGUGGGGACUGUGGCCGGCAGUUUUAACUAGCUUGGGUCACCAGCCAAUAUUCUACUUUAUUUUCUAAGUAAUUGAGGAUAAUUUAGCUUAACUAACCUACAAUCUUAUUUUAAAAGGACAAAUGCUUUGUUAUCAGUUCUUAUAUGACUUGACGUCGUUUGCGUAUUAUGGACAGUGAUACUGAUAACCUAUCGUCUGGUAUAGCUCGCUACAGAAAAGAACGUUUUGAGCUUUGUAAUAUCACAAUCAAUUUAUUUUAAAACCGUUACUUUCUGAUAAAUAAUCGACGCGCAAGUAUAUAUCCUAAAAUGCUACAUGUAUCAAAUAUUUAUUUAUAAAAUGGUAAUUUUCAAACUAAAGUAUCCUAAAUUUAUUCUGCAGUUCUCAAUUAAGUCACAAUUUUGUGUGCCAAUUUUUUUUUUGUCAUAUUGUUAAGACUGGGCCAGAGUCCCCACGCCGGCGUAUUGCGACUUAACAUGAUAUCGCAAACGAGAAGAUAAGUCGCUCCGUCACUCCGACUGUGCAACGGUUACCCAUCCUCAAGUAGGAGAAAUCAGAGUAGGUAUAUGUUCAUUUACUCUUCACAAAAUGGACUAGAUUUUGAAUUAUUAGACAAAAUAUUGAAAUAAAAGAAUCGGUAGAUUGAAAUGUCUUAAGUGAAUGUUUGUAAAGGAUUACUUUUUUAUAAGUAUGUUACCGAAUUACUGUUUAGGUAAAGUUGGGUUUUUUUGGUACCGUAAUUGUGUUUUAUAUAUGGUUAAUAUUCUGUCUAAUAAUUCAGCUCUAAAAAUGAAAUUUUGAUUAUGCUCAAUCGUGGAAAGCAAUAUUUAUUAUAAAUUAAGGUAACUCGUUAGAAUUACUUUAUAAUGUGUCAAAUCAAAUAUUCAACCUCUCUACUGCUUGCACAAUCAAGUAUAUACCUUAUGAUCUAUAUAUUAAGGAUCAAAUUCGAUUCAAACAUGAUUCCGAAAUACGUAUAUUGACAAUUUUAAAGCUACAUGACUAUGAUAUGAACUCUAAAAAUAAGAAAAUGUUAGUCAAAUUUUAACGUAGAAACUCUACAGAUCUUAUGAUGUAGGGUGAUUGCCAAUUGGAAGUCUUAUAAGACUUCUGAUCGGCUGACAAUUGGUGUUGUAAUAGACUACUAAAGGUAGUGAAGUAGUGUGUAGAUAUAUAUGAAUUGUACACGGAAGGUGUAAGAGAGAUUUAUUAUUACGUAAACUCCCAUUGCACAAGUUUCAAUAUGACAUUUACGGAUAGAAGAUACUUAUAAACUGUGUCCUGAAAAAUGAACCUUGCAAUAAGGUUAUUUUUGCUACUUUAUCUCAAGGUGCAUGUGUCUUUUCCCAAAGAUCGCCACUAAUAUUAGGAACCAAUAUUUAGAAUUUUGAAAAUGGCCCUUCAGCCAAAUAUUUAUAUCUAAUUAUCUAUGUAUUGGAAUUAAAUCAUUGCAACGGAUUAAUUGUGAAAAACUGUUAACGUAAGUCCGUUGUACCUCAACAGACGACCGUCACAUCUUUUGACAAUUAGUCUGCUAAACAUUUUAUGAUAUCUUCGGGAACUUUGCUAAUGGGAAACACUGAAUUGGAAUCAUUCUUAUGCGGAGUUACUAUUUUAAGCUAAACGGGUAGACGUAGACAUAUCUUCGAUCAAUGAUAUUCGAUAUAUGCAUAGUUAUAGUACGUCUUAUUACACUCACUCUGUGUUUCAUGGGGAUUUAUACAUUUAUGGAACUUGGAACAGAACAAUUUAUAAAUAAUAUUUAUUUACUAGGCUUAGGUCGACCAGGAUAUGGACUGUGAUUACCUUUUGUUUUGUAUAUGUCGCAGUCAAAACUGUGAACUGGUCAAAAGAACUUUUAACCGACAAAAACAGGCAAAACUGCUUUUGACUGAGCAUGUUGGUCAAAAGUAGUUUUACCUGAAAAUCAUUGGUUAAUAGUAAUUGUGACUGUUACUAUGAGUCAAAAGUACUCCCAGAAAUAGGUAGGUUAGGGUUAUUUUUUUUUUGCUACGCCCUAAAAACGAAACUGUUCUCAGAGAUAGGUAGGUUAGGGUUAUUUUUUUUUUGCUACGCCCUAAAAACGAAACUGUUCUCAGAGAUAGGUAGGUUAGGGUUAUUUUUUUUUUGCUACGCCCUAAAAACGAAACUGUUCUCAGGGAUAGGUAGGUUAGGGUUAUUUUUUUUUGCUACGCCCUAAAAACGAAACUGCUGCCAGAAAUAGGUAUGAUUUUCAGGUAAAACUACUUUUGACCAACAUGCUCAGUCAAAAGCAGUUUUGCCUGUUUUUGUCGGUUAAAAGUUCUUUUGACCAGUUCACACUUUUGACUGCAACAUAUAUAAGUCUAGUGGAACUAACCGUGAAUCAUUCAAAACGAUUAUAUUUAUUUAGCCCCUCCCUUCGCGUAUCAGCAAUGAUAAUUGAAAUACAAUACUUUCAAAUUUUUCAACUACGUAUUUUGUCGUUUUAUGACAGGCAAAUAUAGAUUCUAGGAACUGAAGGGCAAUUUAUACUUUGGACUUAUCGAAAAUCGAUUGAUAAUUCAUAUCUAGAAUUCUAAGAGUUAUUUAUCCAUGAAAUAUUAUCAGAGAAGCUCAUAUAAAACAAUAUGGCGUCAGUCUCAGUACCAGUAAUGUUACCAAUGCCAAUAUAAAGUUAUAUUUCUACCUAUUAUAUACGUAAUUGAAAAAAGUUACUUUAGAAACACGUGUAGAAGGUCCAUAUUUGUAUAAAAAACCAUUUGAGUAUCCUCUUCGGCGAAACGUCCACUGAUGAGGGAGGGAUGGUAGACCCUUGUUCCGACGUUCGUGUUCAAUUAGAACAAAUUUCAUCGUUCUAGUGUCCGGUACAGGGAUAGAAAAGUCUAUGUCAUGCAUUGAGAUAUUAUUACUAUAGAGAAGCCAUAGCAAACAAUGAAAUUGUCGCAAUCACAACCUGUACCACGCGAACAAAACGUCGUAAACGCCGUAAAAUUCAUGGCGCUAACGCGUUUAAGUCGCGAGACUCACGUUCCGCUUCAAUGAUGUGUUAUCAAAACAACAUCAACUCAUGGCGCAGAAUACUGGUUCUCUGUGACGGUUCUAUACGUUAGUAACAAUAGUUUAAUGAUGUCAUGACAUUUUUGUGAAAUACCUACAUAUACUAUUGUUUUUGUCUUUGAUAAGAUAAUUAACGCGAAGUAAUUAAAUUAAGUCUUUGUUAUCGACCAACUUUAUCUUGUUCGUGGUUUAUUUUAGUAUAUAAUCACUAUCAAUGUUAACAAUUUAGAUAUUGAGAUAGAAACGUAAUGAGUCAUCCUUAAAACUCUAUCGAAAAUAAACGCUAUAUGUAUAGUUUAACAUAAACUUUUCUAUCCCUAACCGGUUUAGUGUUCAAAGAUUAGAAUAUAUAAUUGUUGUCGGGGAGCUUCGUCCAGUUCCCGCCGUCUCGGCACUUCUGUUCGCGUAGGGUAGUUGUUAGUGUUGAUUAUUAUGUAUGAUAUUACGGCGGUCCAACUUACUCUAGGAUUUAUACUUCUACCGUGUGCUGCAUUAUUCUUGUCUGUUUCUCCGUACAUUUAUACUUAUUAGAUAUUAUAAUUCUACAUAAAAUACUAUACGAUGCUAUUGCCAGUCGAAAUAUUAACCUUUUGAGCGCCAUAGAAUUUGUCAUCGAGCAUGCUCGUGUCGCCGGGGGGCACGAAGUUAUACGAAGUUUUGUCUUAUUUAUCAGACCGCGGCGAAAUGAGCCCGAUUUUGUUUGUCUUGUAUAUCAGACUACGGCGGUCAAAAGGUUAAUGUCAGGAAAAUGAACAAGAAUUGUGUGCAUAUGGGUAGGUACUAAUGUUUUUACUGUUUUCUUAGCCUUUUAAAUACUUAUUUUUAAAGUACGUUGUUUAGAAAAUGUAUCUUAGUAUUGAACUUGAAAGGUUUUAACUAUUGUUAAAUCGUGAUAUUUUACAACUAUGGGCAAAGUGAGUAUUUAAAGGGUUAAAUUCUUGUUGUUAUCACUAUUAACCCUUCCAUUGUUAGUACAGUCAGCGUUAUAUACUUACGUAGUCGACUGUACCGAAGCUCCCCUAACUUCGGAUGUGCAAUAAGUAAUAGCUCAAAAUCUGUUACCUAUUUACAUUAGUUAGAGAGUAUCUAAGUUUAUUCGAAUCUUGUAAAGAUCUGUAUCGUGUGGCUAAAUUGUAUUUUUGUUAAUUAUUUUAUUGUAUGGAUAGUGUACGGGUGUGUCAUUAUUACGUUUGUAAUCUACGUGCACCCCUGUUUGGCAGCCGCUGAUAUUGCUUUUAACACUAAACGUAAAACAUUUGUUUUAAAAAAUGUAUGAAUUAAUGUGUUAACUGAUAUUUAGAAUAUCUUAUUGCAACGAUAUAAAAGUCCACAGAUGGUCAGUGAAGUUUUGCAGUUAGGGCCAGUUGCACCAGCCACAUUUAACGGACUGAUUGACGUCCAUCAACAGUCUAGUAUGAAACUUCCCAUACAAUAAAAUUUAGCGAACGCUUUAACGGUGACAGCGUGAAUGUCUUGUGUACAGUCAACUGUAAAAAUAUGGGUGUACAAAUCAUCUCAAAAAUAUGUCCCAUAACUCUUAUGGAAUUAAGAACUAUGGGACAUAUUUUUGAGUAAGUUGUCUACACCCAUAUUUUUACAGUCGACUGUACAUACUCCGUCAGAAAAAUACGUGUAAUCAAGGGUGAUCAUGUGUCGACGGUUAUUUCUGUAAAAAUGUUUGUAAUCAUAACGCGUUGUUAACUGUUAGUCACUGUUCUUAGCGUCAGUUGCACUAAACUGUUAGUCAUCGUUAAAGUCUUCGCUAAAUUGUAUUGUAUAGAAAGUUUCAUAGUAAACCGCCGCGGCGCGCCGGGUGACGUUGAUCAGUCUGUCAAAUGCGGAUGGUGCCACUGGCCCUUACUGCAGAAGUGACAUGUUCGGACUUCUAUGGCGUCUUUACUCAGGAAGAGUUGACCGCGAAGCGCUACGCAUGUUCUUUUAUAAACACCGAAUGUUGAGUUUUAUAAAUGUUAUAUUUAAGUGACUAUUCAGUAAUUUCAGUGCUAAUGCAAUAUUAGCGGCUUUGAGUUAGUUUAAGUGAAAGUUUUCGACGAGAGUUGUUCAGUAAAUGACAAAUAGUUUAAUGACGGAAUUGGAUCUAACGUAGGGUUAAUAUCUAAUAAGAACACUGUUUCUAGGUACUCAUUGUUUGUUAUGGCUGUAGGAAUAAUUAGUGUAUUAAAAAUCUAAAAGAUUACUUAAAGAUCUUCUUCUACCUUCGCUAUGAUGUUUUUGCCAUCGUAGUUUUUCAUUAGGCACCAUUUUUUUAGUUUAUUUCUAGUAGUAUUUUAAACUUGGUACGUAUUUUAUUUCUGUUCCUUAUUUGUUUAUGUGUACCGAAACUACACUAGUUAAUUUUUUCGAGAUUUGAUUUAGUGACAUGAAUCUAUUUUCUUAAUAAGUUUAUUUGUUAGUUUCGUACUCUGCAGCCAAAACACGCCAAUGAGCAUUUUCAAAACCAGUGCCAUCUCUUGUGCCGCGACAUACAGACAGACAAACAUGCAUGCCAAAUACACUUCCUUACCCCUGUGUACUUAACUCUUUUAUUGUAAAAUGUAUUUUUAAUAUCGUAUUUUUAGUCGAACGGCUUUGAUAUAUUUUAUCAGUGACUGUUUCUACUUAUUUCGACUUAUUACCUCUUUUCGAUCUUCCUUAGAAAAUCUGUAACCAAAAAAAUCGUUAUUUUUGUUAUUGUCUUUAACAUUCCCAAUGUUUCUUUAUUACUAUCGAAUUUUAUAUAAAUCUGUUACUAGCCUUCUAGAUCUCUAUCGAUCCAAGUGAAUCUAUAUCUAUAUACAUAGAAAAGUUUUAUGGCAAUAUUAUGGUAUUUAUUGCACAGAUACAUUCCUAGUGUAUUUUUUAUAUAAUUUAUUCUAUUUAAACUAGCGUUGAUCUGUAUUUUGGAAUCUAAAAGCUAAGUUAUUGGAUCUUAUAUUUGUACUAACGUAGACGGGCGGCGACACGAUCCGACACGAUUAGUCGUGUCGUUGCCGUGCCGUGUCGUGUCGUGUCGUGCGUCGCUCUCGCGGUGUUUUAUUGUGAUUGCCGUUGUGAUGUACGCAAUAAAACAUGUUUUGUUUUACUGAAAAAUAAAGAUAUGGCACAAA